Messenger RNA from Styela clava, 826 nucleotides. RefSeq lists its product as uncharacterized. NCBI's taxonomy places the organism in Eukaryota, Metazoa, Chordata, Ascidiacea, Stolidobranchia, Styelidae. The record is from RefSeq and is a predicted model, not a curated record.
UCAUUCCCAAAAGACGACAAAAUCGAAGAAACAAAGGCAAUAAUUAAAAAAUGGCCAUGUUUGUAACAGUAUUAGUCAUUGCCUCAGUUUUUACAUGUUCCCAGGCCGGCCUGGUACCCUUGUGUACACUUCCGCAAGUGACCGAUGAAGUUGACAUGGGAAAAGUGCAAGGUGAUUGGUAUCUUUCAGCACGUGAAAAUCAAGAAGUUUACGACGUUAUAAGUUGUGAAGUCUCAACGAAUACAAAAACUGAGCAAGGCUUCACAGCCCAUGUUAAAUUUUACAACGGCGAAGAUGCGAGUGAUGUUAGAGAAGAUACGCCAGAGUUUACUCGUGUUGCUCCUUCGACUUUCCACAUUGUACAAAACAAAGGUGACAGUAGUGAAAUUACAGAAAUCGAAAAUGAUGACACCAAUGCUGGAGCCGAUGCGCAAAUUGUGCUUGAAGACGAUUCAAUCAGACAAAAUCCUUUUCUUUACAUAUCAGAUUAUGCGACAUAUAAUCUGAUUCUUCAUUGUAAUUUGGAUGGCGACAAAGAAAUUUAUGUUGAAACCAAAACCCCAUCAGCAAGUGGUGACGUCAUUCUCAAAGUACGUAACCAGUUGAUCGAUUUUGAAAACGGUUGGGAAAAUGUUAAAGUCUAUCCUAGCAAAUGCGAUCAAGUUAUUGGUAAAUAAAAAAUGACUGUUAAUUAUAAUAUGUGCUUUGAAAAGAUUAAGAGAGUUUUUAUUUGGAUGAAUCCAGAAUCUGUUUGUUAUUUUUGUACUGAUUUCACGUACUGAUACGUUUUCAAGUAUAAUUGGAAAUAAAACGCAGUUUAAGUUCA